CUUAUUCAAAGCGUCGACAGUAGGUGCUGAGCCGCCGACGAGAAGCGAUCUGUCUACUGCUUGGAGGUGGUCAUUUUUAGCCAGCCGAUUCAACGUUUGCAGUGUGUUUGCUCUGGUGCCGAGAGAAGUGUUCCUCCUCUUUCGAAAGAGCGGUUUCCCGUGCAAGUGGUGUUCGUGCGCACACAUUGUCAAAUAUUGUGGAAAAAUUGAUAUUUUUCAUCGCGCGAGUGCUGUGAGCUGCCGCAGUGAAAAUCCGUCGAAAUGACUUGUUUCUGUUUUUGAAUUCGCCAUUAGUCGGAAAAGUUAGUUUACGGUGGAGAUAUAAGAACCGAGUCAUUUGGGUUUAGUGUCCGACGGUGCCUCCAGUUAUAGUAGUGGUCAAUAUUCGAUUUUUCUGCUCCUCACGUUGAACAAAAGUGUUUUAUACCCCCGAAAAAGAAGGAAGUUGUGCAAGUGAGAAAAAGAGAGAAAUGAAACGGUGAACGAGACACACGAAAAGUCGUCUAGCAGGACCAGGAGAAAGUUGCUGCACAACACAACCAUCACCACCAGUGGCAUUUUGCAUCACUGCAUAUGCAAAGUGAGAUCCAGAAGCAAAGUGAUUUCCAUCACGACUCCAAUGAAAAUUUUCUGACUUUCCCGAACAGUGAAAAGGAAAAACCCUCGCGUUGUGUGUUGGCAACCCGGAAGUCCCAGUUGAAGGGAAGACGGACGGUCGGUCGGUUGCCUCUGGAUUGUGUGAGACCAUCUCGUUUGUGGUGCAUUAUCCCGUGCGUCAGGCGCCUGUGAGUGUGUGCGUGCACAUUGUUUCCAUCCGACGUCGUGUAAAUCUGUGACUGAUCUGAUCCGUCGGUCGGUCGGUCGGUCCCUGGCUUGCCGCUGUGGUUGUGCAGUUCAGUUGGUGGAGAAUUUUCCUCGGGUUCGGUCGGCCAGACUGGCUGUCGCUGGGAAAGCAAAACAAAUCGAUUUUCGGUACAAAACCGAUAUCACAGUGCGAGUGACGGUGUAAAAUUGUUUUGUUAUGGCAGCUUACCUCUAGCGUCGGGGCCGUGUUUGCAGCGUGUCAGCAGGUUGACAGCUGACAGUCAUCCGCGGAAGUGGCCGACCGUAAAACGGUGCGAGAAGAUAGUGCGUCCCAGUUUCGAUAUAGGAUCUGCGGAGAUUGGUGGUGUUUUGUUGUGCGCCGUUUGGUGCAUCCGACAGUUGGUGCUUUAGCUAUUUUUUUUUCUAGAGCUAGCGCGAUGAAGAGUGCUAAGCCUUGUUUCGCAUGAGGGGUUCAAACGGGAAGUAAGCGAGCGUGCAUUGAGCCGACCAAGUGCGAGAAGGGAUUACACACAUCAAUCGAUACCGACCAACCAGUCAGUGCCAGGUCGUUGUUGUUGGUUGCUGGGUAGCAGAUUCGCGAUAACCGUGGUGCUGCAAUUUGCAUCGAAAUUUCUCUGCAAGCUCCCAAGUAGGAUUCUGCUGCACUAAGACCAGCGCACAUUCUUCGGGGUGCUGCCCACCAAUACAUCGAAGGCGGAGUAACAGCAGGAAAAGGGCAGAUCAGCGAGAGGGAGCUCCGGACCGUACUGGCCGUAGCGGAAGACUGGCGAAAGAUGUCGUCCAAAAAUAUACCUGCUGAUAAGAUAAACCUGCGACUGAUACUCGUGAGUGGCAAGACGAAAGAGUUCCUGUUUAGUCCAUCCGACUCGGCCGGCGACAUAGCACUAACAGUAUUCGAGAAUUGGCCCGAUGACUGGGAAUCGGAAGCGGUGGCCAAGGCGGAGAUCCUAAGACUUAUCUACCAGGGUAGAUUCCUGCACUGCAAUGUGACGCUAGGCGCCCUAGGGUUACCAUUAGGCAAAACGACCGUGAUGCACCUGGUCCCACGUGAUAAUCUGCCCGAGCCAAAUUCGCAAGACCAGCGACAAAAGAGUAAAGGUGGAUCCAGUAGAUGUUGUUCUACUAGUUGUUGUAUAUUGUAACCAAUUUUUAUCAAGAGUACUAUAAAGAAACGCUACCACUAACUAAACAGAUCGCUCACCCCCCUCCCAAGCAAAGCACCCCCCAUACGCAUAUUUACUAACACAGACAUCACGGAGAUAGUGCGUCGCCGGACUGCUGCAAUUACGAUGUCCUCUGGAGGACCGGAUCCCAGUGCAGUAUGAUGGGCGUUUUCCUGUUCCCUUCAUUUUCUUUUUUUUUUGUUAAAUAGUUUAUCGCCUUAGUACGUUCAUCGACUUAUAUUAGUGGAAAUUUGUUCCGAUUUUUUGUUUUAGUUAGUAAUGAGUUUUCUCUGCUGCGCCGCGCAAUGUGUUGAUAUGAAUAUGUAGGUGCGUCGAAACUCCUCUCCAAGAGCAGAGCGCCGCGUAGUGGAGAAGUUUGAGCAAGAACAAAAGCAGGAUGUAUUUACGGUUUAAUUAGUUUUAUAAGUACAGAAACUUUAGAAUCGACGGGUCGAAGAAAGCGGAUUGUAAAAACGAAACGGUACAUAUUUUUAGCGGAAUUCUAUACAUAUACAGAUAGGGCGAGCGCAUCGCUAAAAAGAAUGAUAAAAUGCGUGACCGCUGUUGAGUAGAAACGGUACAUCAGUAAGGAAAAUACUAAGCUAUAGGCAAUUCGUUGAUCGUAUAGGUUCUAUAUAUUUUUCUCAGAUUAAGUAUUUUUACACAAGAUCAAGAAAAAAAAAUAAGAUUGAAUAGGAGGCUAUCAUCAGUUUUUGGCCCCUAAUUUACGAUUUUUUGUCUUAUAGUGCGCAAUCCUAUAUAACGAUACACAAAAUUGUGGAAUCAAACCACAGUGAAAGCAAGAGUUUUAAAGAGAUUAUUUAAUGUAAACCAAAACGGAGAAAAUCACAAACUAAAAAGAAUCUAUUGUUAUCAGAAACAAGAAAAAUCAGUUACUCUAGUUUAAUAACGAAAUUGUAAAAAGUGAUGAAUCAUAAUAAAAAUUUAAAACAGAUAAACCUGA
This is a messenger RNA of Armigeres subalbatus, 2952 nucleotides long. RefSeq names its product ubiquitin-like protein 3 (gene UBL3). Lineage: Eukaryota; Metazoa; Arthropoda; Insecta; Diptera; Culicidae. The record is from RefSeq and is a predicted model, not a curated record. The transcript has 6 exons. The coding region runs from base 1599 to 1967 and encodes 122 amino acids. Gene Ontology annotation, molecular function: protein binding.